This is a messenger RNA of Culicoides brevitarsis, 2905 nucleotides long. RefSeq names its product protein brown. NCBI's taxonomy places the organism in Eukaryota, Metazoa, Arthropoda, Insecta, Diptera, Ceratopogonidae. The record is from RefSeq and is a predicted model, not a curated record. The coding region runs from base 53 to 1891 and encodes 612 amino acids. The transcript is spliced from 6 exons. Gene Ontology annotation, cellular component: plasma membrane. Gene Ontology annotation, biological process: transmembrane transport. Gene Ontology annotation, molecular function: ABC-type transporter activity; ATP hydrolysis activity; ATP binding.
CUCUCACAAGACAUCAUUUCUUGAUUAAAAACUCUUCAAUUUACAGAAAAAAAUGGAAUUGCAAGAAAAACGAGAAAACUUUACACUGGAAUGGCGUAAUUUGUCUUAUAUCCCGAAGAAACGAGUCGAUCUCGAAAUUGGAAAAGGACUGAAAAGCUUAAACGUCUUCCGAAGAGCGCUUCUGAAAGAUGUUCUCGUGUUAGAUAAUGUGAACGGAAGAAUCGAAAGCGGUAGUUUAGUUGCUGUGAUUGGAAGCAGCGGUUGCGGAAAGACGUCGUUGUUGGCGGCAAUUGCGCAGCGCAUUCAGCACGACGUCACGGGAGACAUUUUCAUCAAUCAGCAACUCGUGGAUCAGCAGGAAAUGCGUUCAAUGUCUGGAUAUGUGCCACAAAGUGAUAUUUCGAUACCAACAAUUACGCCAUUCGAACAUUUGUAUUUCAUGUUGCAAUUCAAAAAUUGUGGCAACUUGACAAGUGACGAAAAGAAGCAAAAAAUUCACGAGAUCCUGAGGUCAUUAAGUUUGGCUAAAACUGAAACAACUCCCAUUAAAAGUUUGUCGGGCGGAGAGAAGAGAAAAUUAUUGCUGGCUACUUCGUUGAUUUUUGAUCCUUUGAUACUAUUUUGUGACGAAAUCACAACCGGCUUGGAUAGUUUUCAAGCGUCGAGUGUUACACAAAGUUUGAGAUCUCUCGUUGGCUUGGAUGAAAAUGAAAAUCGUUCACAAGCAAGAGCUGUCAUUUGUUCAGUGCAUCAACCAAGUUCGAGUUUGUUUCAUUUGUUUUCACAUUUGAUCCUCAUGUCGAAUGGAAAGAUCGUCUUUCAAGGCAGAAUUGAAGAAGCAGUUGAAGUAUUUGAGAAAGCUGGCAUGGCAUGUCCAAAAAUGUAUAAUCCAGCAGAAUUUUACGUGAAAAUGGUAUCGCAAGAUAGAAAUGCCUUAAAGUUGGAACGCGUUUCAAAUGUCAGUGAUGAAAAGUUGAACGAAAGUACAAAUGACAUUCGUUGUCAAUUCCUUAACUCAAAUUUGAUUUCAAGCAGCAACGGGCGGGUAAAUUGGUUCAAACAACUCUUCCUUCUGAUGCUGCGUUCAAUACUUUCUGGUUCACGGAAUUAUAAAACUUACCUCAUCCAAUCUUUGCUGUAUCUGUCAACUCCUUUCGUCAUCGGCAUCUUAUACAGCAACGUAUCUCCCAAUUCACAAGCUUCAAUUCAGGACAUCAAUGGUGCCUUUUUCAACCUCAUCACAGAAAUGAUCUUCACUUAUGCCUAUUACGUAGUUUUCUUGAUUCCUGAACAGUAUUCCCUCCUCAGACGUGAAACUGGCGAGGAACUUUACACAUUUUCGGCUUAUUAUGUGUCGAAAACUUUGAUACUGAUACCCAAAGUUGUCAUUGAAACAUUUAUCUUCAUGGCGAUCGUUUGUUUUUUAACGCCUUUCAACAUCGAUCUACUCACCUUUUGCAAAAUUUGUGUGACUCUGAUAUUAGCAAGCAUCACAUCAAUAGCUUAUGGCUUCUCAUUGGCUGGGGUCUUUGAAUCUGCUCGUUUAACGAUUGAGCUUGGACCUCCCGUGGAUUUAGUUUUUCUCAUUCUUGGAGGAGUUUACAUCAAUGUUGGUUCAAUAUCUUAUAUGAAAUACUUUUCAAUGUUCUUUUACGCGAACGAAGCCAUUUCUUAUGAAUAUUGGAAGAAAAUUGAUACUAUUGCAUGUAAUGAUAUAGCAGAGUACCCUUGUUUGACAAAUGGAACACAAGUUUUGGAACAUUUAGGAUUAGGAAACGAUUCUAAUACAGUUUUAAUUGACUACGUGGGACUUUUGGGACUUGCAACUGUAUUACAUCUAGUUGGGUUCUUUGGUAUAAGAAGGAUUAUUCGAAAACAAGGAUUUUAUUAAACAUACGUUUCUAAUAUCAAUAACUUACCAAAUUUGAAGACUUCUCACAAAAUUGCAGCCAAAUGUAAACAAAAGUCGUUAAUUGAACCGCCCGCAUCAAAUUUUUAUUCUUCAAACAACAACUUAAUUCAAAUGAUGAGUUCCCCCAAUCGUAAACGAGAGAGCGAGAGAGAGUUUCACUUCCACGACAUUUACCGUGUGUGAGCGGUCUUUCUUUGUUUCCUCACCGUUGUACAUGCCACAUAGCUAGAGAAAUCAAAGAAAUCGCAAGAACAACAAAUAUCAACAGAGUAUUUUUGUGCAUGCAUCGUCGUGUCGUCUCUUGCCAUGUGUUGACGACUUCUUCGUACACAGCGCACUCAUCAGCUGAGUGAUGAAAAUAGUUUUCCCAUGCUCUCCAAUACUCUCGUACAGUUAAUAGUAGUGGGAAUGGAAAUGUCGAGGAAUAUUCUGAGCAGUAUUUUCAGUUGCAGGUCGGUGUUCAGUUUAUAAAAAUAUCUUCGCGUGCAAAUACACAAAAGUUGUUAGAGUCUCCCGAAAGAAAUAAAAAAAAACACAGAACAACAACAACAACAAAAUAACUCUAUAUAUUAAUAAUAUUAGAAAAGAAAAAAAAAUUACAAGAAAAAUCACAUCACACGUAUAUAGCAUCGUCGUCGUCGUUGUUGUUGUGUCUUCUUCUUCUUAGUGUCGUGAUUUUUUUGUACUUUUUUGUGUUCCGAAAUUGUUAAAUUAUAAAGAAAAAAGACUUGAGAAGAAAAGUGCUUCAAGUAAAUUAAAAUAAAACAAAAAGCCGAUAAAAAAUAUUUGUAGAAGAGGAAAAGUGUCGUCGUCAUAAUAAUAAUAAUAAUUUUUACGAAAAAAAAAAUUAUUUAAGUGUUAGAGGAAAAAUUGUAUAAAAAUAAGUAGAAAAUACGUAGAAAAUGGCAUGCGAUUCGAGUAAAAUAUAACCAACAACACUUUUCGUAGAUGUAAAAAAUUAUUUUAAAGUGAAAUAAUUAUAAUUAUAUUAUU